Messenger RNA from Podarcis muralis (Common wall lizard), 1579 nucleotides. Lineage: Eukaryota; Metazoa; Chordata; Lepidosauria; Squamata; Lacertidae. The record is from RefSeq and is a predicted model, not a curated record.
AUGAGGCAUUCGGAGGAAUGUGGGAAGAAGGAGGAAACUUUGGAAGGCUGCUUGUCCCAGUUACGGAGGGAACAAAGGACACAUAGCAAGCAGUGGGCCUGGGAUGGGGGGACUUGCGGGCGAGCGGCCCCUUACAAGUGCUCCAUUUGCCGAAAGAGGUUCAACAAGACAUCCAACCUGGUCCAGCACGAGAAGAUCCACACGGGCGAGAAGCCCUACAAAUGCUCGCAGUGCGGGAAAAGGUUCACGCGGAGCAACAACCUGGCCGAGCACGAGAGGAUCCACACGGGAGAGAAGCCUUUCAAAUGUCCCGAGUGCGGGAAGACCUUCAACCGCAGCUCCAUUCUCCUCAGGCACCGGAGGAUCCAUACGGGAGACAAGCCCUACAAGUGCCCCCGGUGCGGGAAGACAAACGGGGAGGCCACGGCCAUUGACACGAGCGGCGUGGCCCACAGCUGCUCCGACUGCGGCAAGACCUUCAGCCUCUACUCCAACCUGACGAAGCACCAAAGGAUUCACACGGGCGAGAAGCCGUACCGGUGCGCCCAGUGCGGGGUCCACUUCAGCGAGGCCUCCAACCUGAUCCGCCACCAGAGGUACCACGCGCGGGACAAGCCCUUCCAGUGCCCCAUGUGCCAGAAGAGCUUCGGCCAGAGCUCGCACCUCAUCCAGCACCAGCGCAUCCACACGGGCGAGCGGCCCCACAAAACGCUGAGGAAGCACCAGCGGAUCCACACCGGGGAGAGGCCCCACCGGUGUGUGGAGUGCGGCAAGAGCUUCAGCCUCAGCUCCCACCUGGUGACGCACCAGAGGAGCCACACCGGGGAGCGGCCUUACAAAUGCGAGGAGUGCGGGAAGGGCUUUGCCGACACGUCCUCCCUCAUCAUCCACCGGCGGAGCCACACCGGGGAGAAGCCCUACAAGUGUGACGUGUGCGGCAAGGCCUUUGUGCUGAGCUCCGUCUACCUGAACCACCGCCGGACUCACACCGGGGAGAAGCCUUUUGGCUGCCCCGACUGCGGCCGCGCCUUCCGCCAGUGGUCGCAGCUGGUCAUUCACCGGAGACUCCACACGGGGGAGCGGCCCUACAAAUGCCCCUAUUGCAACAAGGGGUUCUGCGACAGCUCCACCCUGACGAAGCACAAAAGGACCCACACGGGAGAGAAGCCAAACACGUGCGCCGAGUGCGGGGUGAGCUUCGGCUCAAAGGCGCAGCUGGUGGAGCAUCAGGCGCUGCACGGGGGAGAGGCGUCCGCUCUGGCUAUCCUGUAGCCCUCAGCUGGCCAUUGAGAACCUUGCCUUGGAGGUCCAGAUGCCGUUGGACUCUUCUUCCCAUCAUCCCCGGUAGCUGUGGCCAGUGGUGAGGGAUGAUGGGAUUUGUAGUCUAUCAACAUCUGGAUGCGCCAUUCUUGCCUUUAUUUUUGAGAUAGCUCUACUGGCUGGGAUAGCUCUACUGGCUGUUUGCUCAUCUCUGUAUUCAUUCUUGACCCUUUGCCUUCCAGUGCCAGUGAGCAUGGCAACUUUCGCCCCGUCGCUUAGUGUGAGGUGCGUUGGUUGCUGGGCAUGCAAACAGGUAAGA